This is a messenger RNA of Nicotiana tabacum (common tobacco), 1699 nucleotides long. Its product is annotated as alkane hydroxylase MAH1-like. The record is from RefSeq and is a predicted model, not a curated record. Gene Ontology annotation, molecular function: monooxygenase activity; iron ion binding; heme binding. NCBI's taxonomy places the organism in Eukaryota, Viridiplantae, Streptophyta, Magnoliopsida, Solanales, Solanaceae.
ACGACGCUUUUGAGGGAGCUAACCAUUCUCCCUCUAUAUAUAAUAUAGCCACUUUUCUCAGUUUGAAAUCUUUCAAGAAAUAACCUACAAAAUGGCAAUAAUAGGGUUAGGUUACAUUGAAAUUUUCCUAGCAAUACUAUGCUUUUUCUUGUUUCAUGGGUUAAAAGAUACAAAGGGAUAUCCAAGAAACUGGCCAAUUUUUGGUAUGUUACCAGGUACCCUUUAUUACAUGCAAGAAAUUCAUGAAAGGGUAACUAUGACUAUGAGGCGAUCAGGGGGAACUUUUUUAUUCAAAGGUCCAUUAUUUGCAAAAAUGGACAUGUUAGCCACAGUUGAUCCAGCAAAUGUGCACUACAUCAUGAGUGAAAAUUUCAUGAAUUUCCCAAAAGGGCCAAAGUUUAGGGAGAUUUUCGACGUUUUAGGAGAUGGGAUUUUCAAUGCGGAUUUGGAUUUAUGGAAGAUUCAAAGGAAGACGGCUCGUGCUUUAAUCACUCACCAACAAUUUUACAUGUUUUUAGUAAAGACUAGUCGCGAGAAGGUGGAAAAAGGACUAAUUCCAGUUCUUGAUCAUGUUUGUCACAAGGGUGUAAUAGUGGAUUUACAAGAUUUAUUUCAAAGGUUUACUUUUGAUACUACUUGUAUAUUGGUUACUGGAUAUGAUCCUGGUUGUGUAUCUAUAGAUUUUCCUGAUGUUCCCUUCUCAAAAGCAAUGGAUGAUGCUGAAGAAGCAAUUCUUGUUCGACAUGUCAUGCCCGAGGCUAUUUGGAGACUACAAAAAUGGCUUGGAAUUGGAGAAGAAAAGAAGUUGAUUAAAGCUUGGGAAACUAUGGACAAUGUUAUAGGCAAUUAUAUAUCCAAAAAACGCGAUAAGUUGUUGAAAAUAGAAUCUGAGUUGAAAUUAGAAGACGAGGGUUUUGAUCUUCUGACCUUUUAUCUCAAGGAAGGUCAGAAUAUGGGAGUGAAUUGUGAUGAUAAGUUUUUAAGAGACACCAUCUUGAACCUAAUGAUAGCGGGGCGUGACACGACUAGUUCAGCUCUCACAUGGUUCAUUUGGCUUGUUACACAAAAUCCACAAGUGGAGAAGAAAUUAAGGGAAGAAAUCAAUUCAGUUAUUCCCAAAGAAGAAGUUGGAAAAUGGAGGAUAUUCAAUGUCCAUGAAUUGAACAAAUUGGUUUACCUACAUGGUGCAUUAUGUGAUUCGUUAAGGUUAUAUCCACCAGUUCCAUUUCAGCACAAAGAGCCGCUUAAAGAAGACAUACUUCCAAGUGGUCACAAAGUUCAUCCAAAUUUGAAGAUUUUGUUUUCCUUGUACGCGAUGGGGAGAAUGGAGUCAAUUUGGGGUAAAGAUUGUUUAGAAUUCAAGCCAGAGAGAUGGAUUUCUGAGCGAGGAACUAUUAAACAUGAACCUUCAUAUAAGUUCUUGGCUUUUAAUGCUGGACCAAGAACUUGCUUAGGGAAAGAAGUGGCUUUCACUCAAAUGAAGGCUGUGGCUGCUACUAUUAUCCAUAAUUACCAAGUUCAAGUAGUGGAAGGACACCCUAUUAAACCUAAUACUUCUAUUAUUCUCUAUAUGAGAUAUGGCUUUAAAGUUAGGAUUAGUAGGAGAUGGCCUUAGUAAUAGUGUAAUAGUCAAAUUUAUGUUUGUUUGUAUUCCUAUCUUAUUUUGUUUACUACAAUAAAUAAAGCAUGUAAAACUUCU